GGGCGGGGUUUCGGAUUCGCCGACAUCCGGAGGGUGGGCUCUCUCUGACAGGAGGAAGGAGGCUUCUGACUGGCUCUAACCGUCUAUGGUGACUGGGAGCCGGGUGCCAACCUUCAAAAGCCGGCUGUUCUUCUGCCACUUCCUUCCUUUAUUCCAGAAACACGGGGACCUAUGGCUGCCAAAGGGAUGAAUCUGUGCAGUGUGUGCUGCCUGCUUCUUUAUGUAAUCACGGCGGUGCUCGCGGGGCGAGAUUUCUACCAGAUCUUGGGAGUGAGUAAGAGCGCCUCUAUCAGGGACAUAAAGAAGGCCUACAGAAAGCUGGCUCUCCAGUUACACCCCGACAGAAACCCAGACGACCCGAAAGCUCAGGACAAAUUUGCAGACUUGGGAGCAGCUUAUGAGGUACUCUCAGAUGAGGAGAAAAGGAAACAGUACGACACAUACGGAGAAGAUGGACUCAAAGAGGGUCACCACGGCUCACACAACGAUAUCUUCUCCAGCUUCUUUGGUGACUUCGGCUUCAUGUUUGGAGGAAACCGACAGCAACAGGACAGGAACAUCCCCAGAGGAAAUGACAUCACACUGGACCUGGAGGUCACGCUUGAAGAGGUUUACUCUGGCAACUUUGUGGAGGUGGUUCGUGUGAAGCCUGUAGCCAAAGAAGCCCCCGGCAAGAGGAAGUGUAACUGCAGACAGGAGAUGAGGACGACGCAGCUCGGACCUGGCCGCUUCCAGAUGACUCAGGAGAUGGUGUGUGACGAGUGUCCCAAUGUUAAGCUGGUAAAUGAAGAGAGAACCCUGGAGGUAGAAAUUGAACAAGGAGUGAGAGAUGAAAUGGAGUACCCCUUCAUUGGAGAAGGGGAACCUCACAUCGACGGGGAACCGGGAGAUCUACGGUUCCGCAUCAAAGUGUUGAAACAUCCCGUGUUUGAACGCAGAGGGGACGACCUGUACACCAACGUCACCAUCUCCCUGGUGGAGGCUCUGAUCGGAUUUGAGAUGGACAUCGCACAUCUGGACGGACACAAGGUCCAUGUAGUGAGAGAUAAGAUCACCAAGCCUGGUGCUCGGAUGUGGAAGAAAGGAGAAGGUCUGCCAAACUUUGACAACAUCAACAUCCGAGGUUCCCUCAUCAUCACCUUCGAUGUGGAGUUUCCUCAGACGCAGCUCGACGAACAGCAGAAAGAGGGUAUUCAGAGUGUGCUGAAGCAGAGCUCUGUACAGAAGAUUUAUAAUGGACUACAAGGAUACUAACACCCCAACAGACACACCGGGACUCUGUUCUCUGUCUCACACACCUUCAAUCAACCGAACCAUGCUCCAUCAUCCUGGCCAGGGUGUAUUUAUUAUUUUCAGAUUGUUCUCAGGAUGGCUGAACCUAAUUUUGUUUUUAUUUGAAGUGUGUAAAUGGAGUCUUUCUGUUUAACGUUUCUUAUCCCCCAUGUUAUAUUGUAAUAGGGCCUUUUUUUCGGUUUAAAUUUAAAAAGCUAAUUCACUUAUUUCUGAGUGAAGUUAAACAAAGACUGUGUCAACAACCACUGUACCUGUCUGGGUGCAGCCCACUUCAUCUGUUGAAGGAUGUGCCGCUGACAGACUCAACAUCUGGAGAAGAAGAAAGAAACCUCACCAACCACGGAACAAUUUUCAACCUUUUUAUUCGUUUUUAUGAAUGCAACGGCUUUGCCUGUUGACUGAUGAAAUAUAGUUUUGUUUUGGUCGGACUCCUCUUCAAUAAUACUUUGUAAAUAGGGAAGAACGAGGCUCAUCUGUUUGUUGCGUUUUAGUUUUCCUAAUUUAUGUUAGCUCUUUUUAUGUGUUUACACAUUGAAACGGGAGGAAUGUCCGCAUUGCACAACCCCCAGGUAUGCUGUGACAAGAGUUGACCUCUUAAAAUGAAACGGUGAACUUUUUAAUUAUUAUUAUUUGGGGGUGGGGGGGUUUGGGACAGUUUGCACAGCCUCCAGCGCCACUGUAGGGAAGUCUUAUUUCACACACCUGUGACACUCUCCCUGUCGGGGCUGAACACUCAAAGGGACCUCAGGCCAUGAAGAAUCCACCUUCCCAUGGUGGUUUUAGGAUUCCACUUCUCUCUAUUUCUACUAACGACUGCAGCGUUUCCUCCCGAUGCUAUGAGAGUGUCACGGCCUUAAGGGGAUGAUAUACUGUUGACUGACGAUAUGAAUAAAGAUUUCUACAAAUUCUGA
Molecule: messenger RNA, 2204 nt
Organism: Etheostoma spectabile (orangethroat darter)
Lineage: Eukaryota; Metazoa; Chordata; Actinopteri; Perciformes; Percidae
Gene: dnajb11
Product: DnaJ heat shock protein family (Hsp40) member B11
Exons: 10
Coding region: 172-1254 (360 amino acids)
Biological process (GO): protein maturation; protein folding
Cellular component (GO): endoplasmic reticulum
Molecular function (GO): misfolded protein binding
Source: RefSeq, a predicted model, not a curated record